AUGGCACACUUCCUCGCCACCACAUCAUGUUGUGUAUGGCACUUCCUCGCCACCCGCAUCAUGUCUAUGGUAACACUUCCUCGCCACCACAUCAUGUCUAUUGUGUAUGGCACACUUCCUCGCCACCGCAUCAUGUCUAUUGUGUAUGGCACACUUCCUUGCCACCGCAUCAUGUCUAUUGUAUAUGGCAUGUUUAACUUCCUCGCCACCACAUCAUGUGUAUUGUGUAUGGCACACUUCCUCGCCACCGCAUCAUGUGUCUAUUGUGUAUGGCACACUUUCGCCACCACAUCAUGUCUAUUAUUGUAUGGCACACUUCCUCGCCACCGCCUUCAUGUCUGUGUGGGGGUAUGGCACACUUCCUCGCCACCGCAUCAUGUCUGUAUGUAUGGCACACUUCCUCGUCACCGCAUCAUGUGUAUUGGGGAUGGCACACUUCUCGCCACCGCAUCAUGUCUAUGUGUAUGGCACACUUCCUCGUCACCACAUCAUGUGUGUGGGUAUGGCACACUUCCUCGCCACCACAUCAUGUUUAUUGGGUAUGCACUUCCUCGCCACCACAUCAUGUUUAUUGGGUAUGGCACACUUCCCGCAUCAUGUGUAUUACAUGGCACACUUCCUCGCCACCACAUCAUGUCUAUUGGGUAUGGAACACUUCCUCGCCACCACAUCAUGUUUAUUGGUUAUGGCACACUUCCUCGCCACCGCAUCAUGUGUAUUGGGUAUGGCACUUCCUCCGCCACCCUCGCCACCACAUCAUGUGUCGCCACCACACAUUGGGUAUGGCACACUUCCUCGCCACCACAUCAUGUUUAUUGGUAUGGAACACUUCCUCGCCACCACAUCAUGUUUAUUGGGUAUGGCACACUUCCUCGCCACCACAUCAUGUGUAUUGGUUAUGGCACACUUCCUCGCCACCGCAUCAUGUGUAUUGGGUAUGGCACACUUCCUCGUCACCACAUCAUGUGUAUUGGGUAUGGCACACUUCCUCGCCACCACAUCAUGUUUAUUGGGUAUGGAACACUUCCUCGCCACCACAUCAUGUUUAUUGGGUAUGGCACACUUCCUCGCCACCACAUCAUGUUUUGUGGGUAUGGCACACUUCCUCGCCACCACAUCAUGUUUAUGGUGUAUGGAACACUUCCCACCACAUCGCCACCGCAUCAUGUGUAUUGGGUAUGGCACACUUCCUCGCCACCGCAUCAUGUCUGUGUGUAUGGACACACUUCCUCGCCACCACAUCAUGUCAUCAUGUGUGUAUGGCACGCCACCACAUCAUGUCUAUUGGGUAUGGCACACUUCCUCGCCACCACAUCAUGUUUAUGGGGUAUGGCACACUUCCUCGGCACCGCAUCAUGUGUAUUGGGUAUGGCACACUUCCUCGCCACUGCAUCAUGUGUAGUGGGUAUGGCACACUUCCUCGCCACCACAUCAUGUCUAUUGGGUAUGGCACACUUCCUCGUCACCGCAUCAUGUCUAUUGUGUAUGGCACACUUCCUCGCCACCACAUCAUGUCUAUUGGGUAUGGCACACUUCCUCGCCACCACAUCAUGUUUAUGGGGUAUGGCACACUUCCUCGGCACCGCAUCAUGUGUAUUGGGUAUGGCACACUUCCUCGCCACCACAUCAUGUUUAUUGGGUAUGGCACACUUCCUCGCCACCACAUCAUGUUUAUUGGGUAUGGCACACUUCCUCGCCACCACAUCAUGUUUUUAUGGAACACUUCCUCGCCACCACAUCAUGUUUAUUGGGUAUGGCACACUUCCUCGCCACCACACCAUGUGUAUUGGGUAUGGCACACUUCCUCGCCACCGCAUCAUGUUUAUUGGGUAUGGAACACUUCCUCGCCACCACAUCAUGUUUAUUGGCUGUGGCACACUUCCUCGCCACCACAUCAUGUUUAUUGGGUAUGGCACACUUCCUCGCCACCACAUCAUGUUUAUUGCGUAUGGCACACUUCCUCGUCACCGCAUCAUGUUUAUUGGGUGUGGCACACUUAACGUUUUUAAAAUUAUUUUCUUCGUGUAUUUUAUUCCGAUUAUUAAGCAUAUACAGUAA
This is a messenger RNA of Acanthosepion pharaonis, 2058 nucleotides long. The record is from the annotation of a GenBank genome assembly. Lineage: Eukaryota; Metazoa; Mollusca; Cephalopoda; Sepiida; Sepiidae.